AUGGCAAUGGGAGGUAAAAAAAUGUUUAAAAAUGAACAAUCAGUUACAACAGACGAGUUAGAAAAGAAGGAGAAAAAUAGUUUAGGUGCUUCGGCAGCAGGAGCAUUGGAUCAAAUGGGAACAAACUAUGAAGGUGACAUGGUUGGUGGACCGAUAAGAUCAUGCAGAAAGUCAAACAGAGAUUCCCCAUAUGAUGCAAGCCAUCGAACAGUACAACUUCGAAUCAAUGAAUAA
Messenger RNA from Didymodactylos carnosus, 234 nucleotides. The record is from the annotation of a GenBank genome assembly. Lineage: Eukaryota; Metazoa; Rotifera; Eurotatoria; Philodinida; Philodinidae.